AUGGCUGCUUCUUCCUUACGAGAGUUACUUACAGAAGAAGCAUAUCAUCGAGGGAACAACAACAAGGUCGUCGCCAAAACCAAAAAGCCAGUCAAAUACAGAGUUGCUCCGGAUGAGUCUCUGGCUUUGUUGCCUAUACAUAUCUGCCAUGAUCGAAAAAGCUACGAUUUCUCCAAGCACAAGGCUCAAAGCUCUGUUCUGCGAAAAGGGUCGUCUAGAAGAGUGAGUUCUACUUCAGAGAGGUCGCACACCAAGACGGUGGUCUCGGAAGGCAGUUCGAGAAGAACAGAGCCUGCAGCUAUUGAUGAAGUUGCCACUAAAGCUGUAGUGUCUAUUCUCAGCGGAUAUGCGGGUCGUUAUGUAAAGGAUGAGGAGUUUAGAGAAGAGAUUGAGGAGAAGUGUAGGGCUUGUUUGGCGAGGAAGAAAAGAGAUUCGGAUAAUGGAGUGCUUGAGACUCUGGAAUCGGGUGUCGAAAAUGUUAACAAGUUGGUGCUGAAUCCAGUUUUUUCGACGAAGGCAAUGAGAAAAUGUAUUGAGAAUUUGAGCAGAGUUGUUGCUUCUUUGGAUGCCAACAAGUCCAAGAUGAAUGCUUCGACCUGCGGAAUACCCAACUCAAAUCUCUCUGCUUGUGCUCAGCUCUACUUGGCUAUUGUUCACAAGAUUGAGAGAAACGACUUGGUUUCUGCUAAGCAUUUGCUUCAGGUUUUCUGUGACUCGCCGUCUUUAGCAAGAACUCAUUUGCUUCCUGAUCUAUGGGAACAUCUCUUUCUUCCACAUCUUCUUCAUCUGAAGAUUUGGUACAGUCAGGAGAUUGAGGUUGUUUCACACUCAUUUGAGAAGGAGAAGAGAAUGAAAUCCAUAACCAAAGUCUAUAAUGACCAAAUGGAUUUGGGGACUACAAAGUUUGCUCAAUACUACAAAGAGUGGCUCAAAGUUGGGUCUGAGGCUCCUCCCGUUGCUCCUGAAGUACCUCUGCCUUUAGUACCAUUUAGCAGAUCAAGAAGAAGGAGAGCAUCCGAUUCUUCCGCGUCACAUUCCUCAUUGAACAAAAAUUUAUAUCAGGCUGUAUUUGGCUCAACACUCGAAAGGCGAUCAGUGGGCCUUGAUGAUCGCCAUGGAGUUUCCAAUGCUUCUUGGGAUGUAGAUGAACAGGAGAAGCUGUAUGAAGAUGAAGCGAAGGCAGACAACUACAACAGUCUCAGUUGUGUUCAUAGGGAGGACAGUACUAUACGAAAAUCAUUGAGCCAAAAUCAUAGAAAUCCAAAACCCGAGUUAUGGCCCGAGUCUGAUCAGACAAAGAAAUCAGACUAUUUUGGAUUCUUUAGCUGCCAAAAUGCACCUACUGAAUGCUUGGUGAAUAGGAAUCUCAUAGUUAAGAGUAAUUCAGUCCAACAAGAAGACACUUCCCACCUUCCUUCUAGCAAUUUAGGCAGUGCUAUUAGCAUUCUUUACUCGUCGGAUAGUCUAAGUGAUUGCGAAAGUGCAGUUCGUGCAAUUACCAAAGCUUGGUUGGACUCUCAUGGUGAUCCUGUCAUUGAAGCCAUUUUAUCCGAGCCACCGCUUAUCCAGGGAAUGCUGGAGGUGUUGUUUGCUUCCUCUAAUGAUGAAAUCUUAGAGCUAGUAAUAUCGGUUUUAGCUGAAUUUGUAGCAAGAAAUGACCAGAAUACAAAGAUAAUACUGAACUUUGAUCCACAGCUUGAAAUCUUCAUGAGACUUCUAAGAAGUAGUGGUCUAUUUUUGAAAGCAGCUGUUUUGCUUUACCUGUUGAAGCCAAAGGCAAAACAGAUGAAAUCACUUGAAUGGGUGGCACUAGUCCUUCGAGUACUUGAGUUUGGAGACCAGUUGCAGACCCUAUUCACCGUACGAUGCAGCCCUCAGGCUGCAGCAUUGUACCUUUUGGACCAGCUUCUUACAGGUUUUGAUGAAGAUCGGAACUUAGAGAAUGCUAGACAGGUGGUUUCUCUAGGAGGGUUGAGCCUUCUAGUGAAACAAAUUGAGAAAGGGGAUACUCAUGAGAGGAACAGUGUUGCUUCCAUCAUUUCAUGCUGUGUUCGAGCUGAUGGAAACUGUCGAAACUACUUAGCUGAUUUUCUGGACAAGCCUUCACUUCUUGAACUCAUUGUACUCGGAAAUGGAAGCAACUCAACUUGUUCUGCAUUUGCUCUAUUGAUUGAAAUACUCUGCCUUAGUAGACGAACGAAGAUCACUAAAAUCCUAGAUGGACUUAAAGAAGGAUGCUGUGGCUUGAACACAAUGCAAAUUUUAUUGGUCUAUCUGCAGAGAGCUUCGGCCGAAGAGCGGCCCUUAGUUGCAGCCAUAUUGCUACAACUUGAUCUUAUGGGAGAUCCUUAUAGAUGCAGUGUAUAUAGGGAAGAAGCCAUUGAAGCAAUGAUAGGCGCUUUAGAUUGUCAAACUUGUGAUGUAAAAGUCCAAGAACGGUCAGCGAGAUCUCUCUUAAUGUUGGGAGGCUGGUUUUCAUACACAGGAGAGGCAUCAACAGAACAUUGGCUUCUACAACAAGCAGGUUUCAGCUAUUCGUCAAGGGAUUCAUUUCACUUCAGAGAAGGUUUUUUACACUCGAACGAAGACGAAGAAGCAACAGAAAAUUGGCAAAGGAAAGCAGCCAUUGUUUUGUUUAGAAGCGGUAACAAGAAAUUAUUGGUGGCCCUUUCGGAUUCCAUAGCAAAUGGCAUCCCGAGUUUAGCACGAGUGAGCCUUGUGACAUUAUCAUGGAUGAGUAGCUAUCUCAGUACAGUGGGAAAUGAACAUUUGAAGUCCAUGGCAUGCUCAAUUCUGGUGCCUCAGUUGCUCGAGUCACUGAAGUUUCACAAAGAUGUGGAGGAAAGAGUACUUGCUUCAUACUCAUUAUUGAACCUUGUAAAAAGUUCAGGUGAUGAAUACAUCCCCAUGCUCUCAUCAGUGGACAGAGAGGUUCUCAGCAAACUCCAGAACCUCUCCUUAGUGACAUGGACAGCUAAUGAGCUUAUUUCAAUCAUCACAAGCAACUAUGAGGACUAGAAUUUAUUCCACAUCAAAUAAAUACCCUGGAGGCAGUUAUAUUAGCAGUACUGUAAUUGUAGAGUGUCCUGGAAAAUUUUCUUAUUUCCUAUUAAGGAGUGUGUUUGUGUUCCCACAGAUUUCUUUCUUA
This is a messenger RNA of Fragaria vesca subsp. vesca, 3148 nucleotides long. RefSeq names its product putative E3 ubiquitin-protein ligase LIN-1-like. The record is from RefSeq and is a predicted model, not a curated record. The transcript has 7 exons. Lineage: Eukaryota; Viridiplantae; Streptophyta; Magnoliopsida; Rosales; Rosaceae. Bases 1 to 3018 code for a protein of 1005 amino acids.